AAUCAAAUGUCUAAUCGUGGGCAGAGCAGCAGCUGAGAGUCCAGAAGAGCAGGGAAGGCUAGGCUUGACAGUCUCAACUCUCCUCUUGUGUGCGCAAACUUGAGGGGGAAAGUGAGAAGAGGGCCUUUUUGGGUACUGUGGAGUCGUGACGUGAAUUGUGAAGAUGGGAAUGGAAGAUACUGCCCCUUAAGAAUUGGAGUUUGUGUUGAAGUUGGGAAGAAGGUGGCACAGAAGACAAAAUAUCCAAAGCACAGAAAUCAUGGGAGCUGAAGAAGAAAUGCUCAUCACCCUGUCUGGAGGUGCCCCUUGGGGCUUCCGGCUACAGGGAGGCUCUGAGCAGAAAAGACCCCUUCAGGUGUCAAAGAUCCGGAAGAGAAGCAAAGCAUGCCGUGGAGGCCUGUGGGAAAAUGAUGUGCUAGUAUCCAUCAACGGGAAAUCAUGUGCUGGCCUCUCCCAUGCUACUGCCAUGCAGAUCAUCGACUCUUCCAACGGCAUGCUCAACAUCCGUGUGAAAAGAAUAGUUGGUGGUGACCAGACGGGCCCCCGGCUCCAGCGCUCCCCUUCCCCAGGGCAGCGAGUGCUCUCCCCGCCAUCCCCGCUCAGCCCUCCGGCGCAGCUGCUCAGCCCCGAGCCAGCGGGAGCCCUGGCCCCAGCACAGCCCCAGCAGCCGCGGAGGCCGCAGAGGCACCUGGAGAGCCUGACCUCCCCCCCGGACAGUGAAGCCUACUACGGCGAGACUGACAGCGACGCUGACAACGUGGCUCAGGAGAAGCAGCGCCGGGCCCGCAAGAAGAGCCCGCGCUCCCCACCGGACAGCACCACCAGCAAGGCGGAGGGGCCUCAGGACGAGGUGUCCCUGUCCGAGCAGAGCGGCUAUGAGAGCACCCCAGAGGCUGCCGUGCAGGAGGGAGCCGAGGCGGACGGCUCCAGCGGGGUGGCCAAGAGGGAGAUUGCCUAUUCGCCCGGCAGCCGCGCGGACACCCCCUUCUCGGACAGCGAGGGGCAGCUGCAGCCGCCCUCACUGGAGGGACAGGAGCUUUCUCCAGAGGCCCUGCUGCUGCCUCACGCCACCAAGGCUAUCCGAGCGGAGCGCCAUCUCAUCCCCAUGGUGGGACCUGUUGAGCACCCCGUCGACGAAGACCUAACCACCACGUAUGCGGAGAAAGCCAAGCAGGCCAAGCUCCACCGCCGUGAGAGCACCCAGGAGAAGAAUGUGAAAGAAGCCAAAACCAAGUGCAGAACCAUUGCAUCCCUGCUGACGGAUGCACCCAACCCCCACUCCAAGGGGGUGCUGAUGUUCAAGAAGCGCAGGCAGAGGGCUAAGAAGUAUACGUUGGUCAGCUUUGGGAGCGUCGACGAAGACCGCUGCUACGAGGAGGAAGACGGAGUUUUUCCAACUAGUGAGUCUGAAUUUGAUGAGGAAGGUUUCUCCGAUGCCCGAAGCUUAACUAAUCACUCAGACUGGGACAACACCUACCUGGACAUUGAAAAGUCCAAGUCGGACUCUGAGCAGAAGGAAGAGAAGCAGAAAGGUUUGAGCGAGGCCUCAGGAAAAGGAGCACGAUUAUUUGAGCAGCAGAGGGAGCGGGCUGGGAAGUACACAGUGGAGCGACUUCCUGUGCAGAAGAGCCCCCAGCCUGCCCCCGCUGCCCAGCCGCAGCAGGGCAUGGUGAAUGGAGACAUGCCGGUGCCACAGCGAGCAGAGAGCGUGCCCCUCAGCAUCCACCUGGAAGGUGUGCAAGUGCCUGGCAAGCAGCCAGCCACACUCCCUGCUCAGGGCCUGCCUGCCCUCAGCCCCACUGCCUUUCCACCGCCCCCAGGCACCCCCGACCCAUUCUCUGCAAGCAGUGCGAGUAUGUUCAACAGGUCUGCGCGGCCCUUUACUCCCGGCUUCUCUGGCCAGCGCCCGGUAACAUCCUCUGUUACCUUCAAGCCAUCUGCACCCAAAAAACCUAGUGAAAGCCUGGGAGGGCAAAGUACGGUGGUUCCCCCUUUCUCGCCUCUGCCUCCAGGAGCACCUGCCAGUGCAUCAGUUCCAGUGCACCGCGGUGCAGUCAGCUCCUCCACAUCCCUGUAUAUUCCUGCCCCAGGAAGGCCAGCCCCACUGCUGGAGCUGCAGCCAGGAGGGGCAGGAAGUGCUCCAGAGACUAAGCCUUCUGCCAGCACUGCCCGGACAUCCACUGCCUCCAUAUUUCUGUCUUCUCCCUUGAAGCCAGGAGGAGAGGCAGGCUCUGCAGCAUCCCAACCACGAGUUGCUGGAACAGCUUCUUCUUCUUUGUAUAUUAGCCCAGCUCCAUCUCUUCCCACAGGAAGCAGCUCCCCACUGCCAAGGCAGCCAUGUCCUGCCACCUCACCAGCAACACCACGACCUGCUUCUGAGCCCUUAACCUCAAGGGAGCAGAGAAUUGCCGUGCCGGCUCCCCGGACAGGCAUCCUGCAGGAGGCUCGCCGGCGGGGCAACAAGAAACCCAUGUUCAGUCGCAUUGAGGAGAAGAAGAAGAAUUCACCCAACCCCGAACUUCUGUCUCUGGUGCAGAACCUGGAUGAGAAGCCAAAAGGUGACCACCCUGGGGCUGGCUUUGAGUCUGGGCCUGAGGAGGAUUUCCUCAGCUUGGGUGCUGAGGCCUGCAAUUUCAUGCAGUCCUCUGGCCGCAAGUUCAAGACGCCACCUCCGGUGGCUCCAAAGCCACAGCAGCAAGGUGCUGGACUGGUAAAUGGGGCCCAUGAUAUGCCUCAGCUUAAAGGCAAGGGGGCAGAGCUUUUUGCCAAACGCCAGAGCCGCAUGGACAAAUUUGUGGUGGAGACAACCCCGAAGCCAGACUCCAAGCCCAGGACCCCCUCUCCUUCCCCUUCUCUACCCUCAUCCUGGAAAUAUUCACCCAACAUCCGAGCUCCCCCUCCAAUAGCUUACAACCCAAUGCAUUCCCCUUUCUAUCCCCUGGCAGCCAGCAAGUCUCAGGCUAGCAAAGCAGAGAGCAAAGUGAAAAAGGCACCCAGCCAGAAAUCAGGGAUCAAGGUCAUUGAUUUCAUGCGCCACCAGCCCUAUCAGUUAAAGUCAGCCAUGUUCUGUUUUGGGGAGCCCCCAAGCCCCAGCACACAGGAGGCUCCUGGUCAGCCAGGACAGCAUGCCAGCUCAUCCUACACUGCAACCAAGCAGGUCCCUGUGAAAACAGCCAAGACCCAGGAGAUCCGGCGGUUCUCCACCCCAGCUCCCAUGCCAACCUCAAGCAGCCUGGCACCUACUGUGCUUGCGCCCCGCUCAGCCACCACGUUGGAUGAACCGGUGUGGAGGACGGAAAUGGCCUUCUCUGCUCCCACCACACCAGCUCCCUUCCAGGUGGAGCUCAGCCAGUACCCUAAGCCAUACCAGAGCUCCCCGGAGCUCAGUCAGGUGUGCCGAGGGCCUUCCCCAAGCCCAGCCUCAGCUUCUCGGUUUCAGGUGGCCAGGCCCAAGUUCUCGGCAGCCAGAACAGGGAUGCAGGCCAAUGUGUGGAGGCCGAGCUUUGGACACCACUGAGGCAGCUGCUGCUCCCAUCUCAUCCGUGGCCCCGCAGAGAUAGUGCUCGUUUUGACUUUCAUGCUCAAUACAUUGGGGUGAGUGACACAAAAUGAAGAAAAGAGAAAAAAAAAUUACUCCCCUUCUGCACCACCCUCUCCCCUAGCCUCCCCUUAGUCUCAGAUGGGCAGCUUCAUGGCAAGGCUUAGUGGCUGUGGCUAGAGCAGGAGGAAGGACAUGGAAAGAGGGCAUUUGUGUGGUGGGCACAGCCUGGGGACUCGCACACAGCUGCACACACCUUUGGAGGGGGCGAAUGGCAGGGGUGUCUCACACAAGCACAUGUAGGUGGUAGUGCUUUUCCUCUCUGGAGGGCUUUACAGGGAAUAUUGAACCGAUCCUUUCAGUGCUUCUGUGAGGAUGGAGUCACCCCUUGAAUGCAGGAGCUCUGGGGGCAAGAGCCUCGCGAGGAGGAAGGAGCAGAGAGAGGACUUCAGUACAGAAGUUCUAGCUUCCCCAUUAGAGCGUUUUUUGCUGACCUGCCAGUCUGUACACAUGCACUUGUGUGUGCAAACACAAACAUGCACACACACAGAUGCACAGUCAUUAAUGAGUGCAAUGAGAAAGGAGGCUCUGCCUUGGACAUUUCUCUCCAGAUCACCCUUGGGAGGGGCAAAGGAAGGAAGGCAAGAGAGGAGUGCGAGAGGGGGUGUUUGCCCAUUCACACGUGGGCAGCGUGCCCUGCCUAGGAGGAUGGUGAUGUGUGCCCGUUCUUCUGGUCACCAGGGCUGGGGUUGAAAGGGAGAGUCAUCCAAGCUGGUGCCAAAUGCAGCUAUCGAGGCUGGUGGCUGUUUGCUGGAAGAGGGGCACUGAAUAGACUUGGUGGGGCUAUCACAGGCUGGAGGAACCAGAGAAGGAAGCAACCAUGUUUAGACACACAAAGGGCAAAGCUAAGCUCAGGCAGUGGCUGGUUAGCUCCAGGCAGGCCCUGCAGCAUUAGCUCCACUGGAACAGGAUACAGAUGCUGUAAGUGUGAGGGAGGAUUGUGUAGGAGAAAGUAAAGUUGGCUUUAAAAGUAGGCAGGACUGAAUAUGCAUUUGCACAUCAGCUUUUUGUUCAGUUUAAGACAGGAGUGUGGCUAAAUGGGAAACAGGUUACGACAUAAAAACAUCCUGCAAACUCUCCAUUGAGCUGGAAAAUGGAGCCCUUUUACAGAUGGACUCAGCAGGGGAGUGGGGGAUAGGGAAACAGGAAGUCACUAGUGGAAUUUCAUACUAAAUAAUUUAAGUAUCCUCAGGGCUAUUUGGUAAGAACUGAAGUGCUCUGAGAUUCUGGGAGGAUCUGCAUUCAAACACACACACGCAGAGCUCAGUUUGUGGGCAAUGCUGGGAAAAGAGGGCUGGUUAUUCCUAGAAUGUCUCAGGCUAGCCUCAGGCUUCUUCCCUACACUAAAAGCAUGAGACAUGUAAGCAUUCCCUUUCCUAAGGAAGAAUUCAGGAUAUUAGUAGGGUCUGUGCAUAUGUGUGUGCAUGUCGCCUGUGCUCUGGUUUGCACACACCCCUGCCAUUUGCUUUCCUGCCCUUGCUCCCCCUUUUACAGCAGCCACUUUCACAGCGUGAUCCCACAGGUAUAGCAAGAAAGCAUUGCUCCUGAAGCACCGGCUCCCUGGACACAGCAGACACCCCUGGUGUGGGGAAGAGCUUUGCCACCUCUUUCUGGGCAGGUAUGGACCCUCAGGAAUGAGUCCCAGAGCAGGAUGAGGCUCUCAUAGCCCUGCUCAUGAUAUGUCUUCAUCUCAUUAGAUCUGGUCCUUUCCUCCAAGCAGAAUCCAUUCUCUGAAUGGACUGAGCAGAAGCUUUGGAUCUACAAAACUGUGGGUUCUGGGGAAAGAAAAGCAUCCCCAGCUGGCUCUGAUGCCAGGUCUAUAAGCAGUGCGGCCCAUGUGGUUUCACGCUAAGUCCAAGCCAACCUUCCACAAUGCAGCUGGAGCCUACGAUGUGCAGCUCUUCUCACAGAGGCUCAAGGCUUUAGUUUGCCUCUCUUCUUUGUGAGCUGCUAGAGUUUUUGCAUGUGUGCUCUCUCUCAGCAAGAAAGAGAGGGCUGGAGAACCUAGCUACCAACUCUAGCCCUGGACAAGCUUGGGAGAGAGAGAAAGAGAAAAAAGGAAAAGUCCUGCCUUUGAAUACUUCAGUCUAGCUGGGCUUGCUCUAUAGACCUGUGCUCGCAGCACACAUUCCUGGGGGGGCUCUGAAACAAGGGCGAGCAUGCUGGGGAGGGAGGAGGACAACACUCAUGCCUCACUCAGCAGACUAGCAGCCAUGGAAGAGGAUGGAGGGAAAACCUUCAGGAAUGCCCUGAAUUAAUGAGCAAAGGGGUGUCCAAGGCAGGUGAGGUGUUGCACCUGAUUGUAUGACCCAGGAGCAGCCAACCUUAACUGAUGAGGCAAUGGUACAUGCUCCUGGAAAGACCCAGUGAUGAGGUCUUAGGGCAAGUCAUCAUUGCAGUGUUAACUCAGAUCACCAGAAUCUGCUUAGCUCUGGCAGGGGGGAGCAGCCACGCUACAAAACCUGACUUGGACAACCGCAUUCUCACUCAUCCUGUGAUGCCUUGCAUGGCCUGUGCUUCUGGAAGAAAAUCACAUUUGCUGCUGCAAACUGAAUCUCUGUGAUUCUUCCCAAAGAACUGUAGGAGGAGUCAUUUAUUUUUCUAGGAAAACUGUGGGAAGGAACCGAAGGACUAGCAGUGCUCCAAAAGCUUCAUCUCAAGUCUCACUGCAGAGUGCUGGCUAUCCGUCAAUGAUUUUAGCCAGUAGCCUUAGGUGGACCAGCUAGUCCAGACUGAAAGCAUCACUGAACUCAUGUCAAGAGGGGUUGUGUGGACCAGAGAAGAGUGCUCAGGAUAAUUCUGCAGUGAAAAAAUAAUCUGAGAAAGUCUGAAUCUUACUCCGGUAUCUCUGUCCAUCAGGGACAUAAAGAAGGUGAAGUGCUCUCAGGGCCUGAGUGUCUCAGGAACUUCAUUUUGUCACUGGUGAAAAAGGGAGGUCUGGCCUUUGCAUGGGCCUGCAUCCAGUUAGUACUUGGAUGGGCCACUCCAGAUUUCUGGGAUGCAAGCCAAGCAGUUACGGUCAAGCACUGUUGGAUGUUAGAUGGCAGGACUCAGGUGAGUGGAAUACCUGCAUUUGGCCUAUCAUUUCUAAUAACGUAAUGGGCAGAAAAUGAAAAAAAGUUAGGUUUGACUGGAGAAACAAUAUUAAACAUCAGAGCAAGGAAAAGAAUCAGAAGGCUGGGGAUUCUGCAUUUCACUCCUAACAUCCUGGGUUCAAACCCAUGUUUAGAAGCAAAGCCAAAGUAGUUUGAUGGCUCUAAGACUCUCUCAGUCUUUUCUGGAUCCUCUGCUGAGGAUAGAACAGGAUCUGCAGAAGCAGAGGGUGCUGCAGAUAGGACCUACAGUGCUUCUAGAGUAUCCCAAAUAAGGCCUGGGGCUGCAAGUAGCAUGAGAUGAGAACUAACACUGAGACGCAUCUGCUAAACUAUAGGAAAGAAACCUGAGCUAUUGCUGGCCUCAAGCAGCUCUGCUAACAUCUGGUCAUGAAAAUAAUGAGGCUGGCCUGUUAGGAAGGUCACAGGUGAAGUUACAAAGAGGACUUUUGAAGCAUAUAAGCUUGUCUUGAGCCUCCCCAAAUUUCUAAUUCCUCCACUGUUGAACAAACACAGACUUAAGCAGUUCAACAAGUUUUAGCUCCCACCUUGCUAUGCUACAGGCUGCAGUGGUAGGCCAAACCCAGUAUCCCCUUGUUAAGCAUUUAAAGAUGUCUGCAUGGGCUCUGAUUUAAAACUGCUUAUCAUCCCUCCUCUCUAGCACGCUGCAGAUUAUAUGUUGCAGCUAUGGCAGUUCUGGGGGUUUAUCUUGGCUUCAGAAGUGUCAAUUCCUUCCCUCUGUGUCUAUGGGAACACUUGCUAGAGAUAACCUCGAGUUAUGGCAACAGCUGGGAGGAAGAAUCUCAGAAAAGACUAGUGUGAAGAGAAGUCACGGAUCACCAGACGCUAGCACAGUACAGCCCCGGAUUGUUCCUCAGACUGAAUAUGCUUUCUUUCUGCUACAAUAUCCAGCACCCCCUACCAGGCCCUCUUCCUAGAAGAGACUUGUCAGUGCUCUGAAAAUGGGAGCCCAGCAGCAGUGCUGUGUCUGGUGGGAGAUGUGACCCCAGAAGGAGAACAGAGUUGGCCUCUUUGUGUAUGGAAAUAAUUUUGUUUUCCUUUUCUGUUUGUUUGUUUUUUCAAUUUAAAGUCACUUUCUAUUUGUUUGUGCAGAAGAAUAAACUUGUG
Molecule: messenger RNA, 7818 nt
Organism: Dromaius novaehollandiae (emu)
Lineage: Eukaryota; Metazoa; Chordata; Aves; Casuariiformes; Dromaiidae
Gene: SYNPO2L
Product: synaptopodin 2 like
Exons: 4
Coding region: 260-3517 (1085 amino acids)
Biological process (GO): positive regulation of actin filament bundle assembly
Cellular component (GO): nucleus; Z disc; actin cytoskeleton
Molecular function (GO): actin binding
Source: RefSeq, a predicted model, not a curated record